UCUUUGAUGGGCUCAGGAUCGGAAGAUGAAGAUGAAGAUGAACACCUGAGGCCUGGUUUGGGGUUGGGAUCACUUGGGCCAAACGAUGGACCCCUUGGUGCCUCGGACCUAUCCGUGCAAAGUAUGAGCACGGACAGUAAAACAGGUCAUGAUGAUAGUGACCAGGGUUCGUUAGAUGGGGAUCCUGACUGUCGGGGGGACUCACAAGCGGAAAAUAAAAGUCCUGACGAUGGUGGGGGAUCCAAACGCAGGGGUCCUCGAACAACGAUAAAGGCCAAACAGUUAGAAGUGUUAAAAACUGCAUUUAGUCAAACACCCAAACCAACGAGGCAUAUUAGGGAACAGUUAGCCAAAGAAACUGGACUGCCAAUGCGAGUAAUACAGGUGUGGUUUCAGAACAAACGAUCGAAAGAGCGAAGGUUAAAGCAGCUUACCAGCAUGGGUCGAGGGCCAUUCUUCGGAGGUGCUCGAAAAAUGCGUGGAUUUCCGAUGAAUUUGUCACCAGGAGGACUGGAUGAACCAGGAUUUCCUUAUUUUGCCACCGAUGGCAAGUUUGAUUUUGGUUAUGGUGGGCCUCCUUUUCAUCCUCAUGAUGCGCCCUUCUUCCCUGGUCAUCCUGGUGCUGGACCAAUGCCUUUCAACACUCCCGGAGGACCAAUGGAUCACGCCGGACCGAUCCCCAUGGUGAACGAGUUUGGUGGUAUAACACCGGAGACGAACUUUCUCAAUCAGCCAAAUGGUCCACCGGGAAAUGCUGCCGCAGGUGGUGGUCCACCUGAAAAUAUGAUCGGUGGUCCAAGGCCUGGAAGCCCUGAAUUUAUGACGUCUGGAAAUUUUUCCGAACCUCAGAACAUGCAAAACGAAGGACUGGUUUGGUAAAAAUUACUAAUUUUUUUUAGUACUGUUAAAUGAUAAUUACAGGUUUAGUAAUUUAUUUGUUUUCGUUGAGUAUUUUAUAAUUAUUGACAAGUCUAGAGAGUGAGAAAGAAAGAGAGAGAGAGAGAGAGAGAAAA
Messenger RNA from Ochlerotatus camptorhynchus, 1013 nucleotides. It is a transcript of the gene Lim1, whose product is annotated as LIM homeobox 1. Gene Ontology annotation, molecular function: RNA polymerase II transcription regulatory region sequence-specific DNA binding; DNA-binding transcription factor activity, RNA polymerase II-specific. NCBI's taxonomy places the organism in Eukaryota, Metazoa, Arthropoda, Insecta, Diptera, Culicidae. Bases 7 to 879 code for a protein of 290 amino acids. Gene Ontology annotation, cellular component: nucleus. The record is from RefSeq and is a predicted model, not a curated record. Gene Ontology annotation, biological process: regulation of transcription by RNA polymerase II; neuron differentiation. The transcript has 3 exons.